This is a messenger RNA of Prorocentrum cordatum, 178 nucleotides long. The record is from the annotation of a GenBank genome assembly. NCBI's taxonomy places the organism in Eukaryota, Dinophyceae, Prorocentrales, Prorocentraceae.
GGCGGCAAGCCCGUCUACUUGGGCCCGAAGUCCGAGGGAUCCCGGCCCAGCAUCGCGUUCUCGAGCUCCGGGGGCGAUGGGAAGCCCACGUGGUGGGUGUACGACAUCUCGCAGGGCGAGUGCUUCUAUGCCGAGGUACACGGACCCCUGCUCGACUCCGACUUGCCACCACGGCUAG